Messenger RNA from Entrophospora sp. SA101, 2097 nucleotides. NCBI's taxonomy places the organism in Eukaryota, Fungi, Glomeromycota, Glomeromycetes, Entrophosporales, Entrophosporaceae. The record is from the annotation of a GenBank genome assembly.
AUGCCAUCUUUAGAAGAACAAAUCAACAAAUUAGAAAAAAUACUAUCUAAUAAUGAGGUAUAUAUUAAUUAUUUAGAAAAAGAAAUCUCAAAUCGGGAUGAAGAAUUGGAGGAGAUAGAAAUUCUUCCAAAUACUGCAGAAGCUAAAAUUAAUCAAGAUACCCAAACUAUUUUAAGAUUAAAUUCUACAGUACAAAAAUCCAAUGAUGAAAUGAGGUUAAUGACAAUGGCAUACUAUAAUGAAAAGGAAGAACGUCAGCAUUGGUAUUUCUCAUACAAAGAUAAGCAUAGGAGGAUUGUUGAAUUAGUAAGAGAAAAAUUUGCUACCCAAUUAUUAUUACGCACUAAAAGACAAAAAUUGCAACAAAAAUUAAAUACUUGUCAGAAUGAUUUAUUACUUAGCGAUAUUCAACUUGAUAAUAAAUGGGGCAAAUGGAAAAAUCGAUCCAGAAAUUAUGAGCAAAUAAUUAUUAAUCAAAAUCAAAAUAUUUUAAAUUUGCAAAAUAAUAUAGCAAAUCAACCAAACAUGGCUACAAUUCAUGAAAUAUAUUUAAUAUUACAAUCGCCACUUAUUGGUUUUCAAGCUGAUAUGGUUAUACCAGCAUUAUAUACCCAUCUUCCUCCCGAUCUUCGUAGUACUGUAAAAAUGUAUAUGUCAAUAAGAGGUGGCAAUACAACUAUAGAUAAUUUCUUUGCAGACUUAAAAAAAUGCUGGAUUGAACGGCAAGCUGGAAAUAAUAGUAUACAACUGACAUUAAUAAAUCAACAACAAACCAAUAAUGCAUUAGAUAUAUUAGCUAAUUUAGCACAACGUUUGGGUUAUUCAGGGGAUUUAACUGAUUAUAAUCAAAUGCAAAAAUAUAUUGAAAAUGAUCUUUAUAGAAAUUAUGGAAGGCAAAUUCAUAAUAUGAAAAAUGAACCAUUUGAACCGCAAAGAAAAAUAUAUGCUACAAAACAACCCGCUUCUAGAAAGGUAAUUAUAACAAAUAAAAAUUCAAGACAAUGCUCAAUUUGUAAAAAAGUUGGACAUACAAAAAAUAAUUGCCCCAAACUUAAAAGAGUUAGAAGAGUUAAUAAUAUUUCUCAAUAUGAAAAUAACGAAAAUGAUGAAAAUGAAGAAUAUAUAGAAUAUGUAGAAUAUGAUGAGGAAGAAAUAAUAGAUGCGGAUAAUGAAGAAGUAAUUUUAGAAGAUGAUGAAAAUGAAUAUAUCGAUUUUGAACCGCAAGAAACAAACUAUGAAAAUCAAGUAUUCUUAGAAUCGAUUAAAUAUAUAAUAUCAUCAUUAAUUCCACAUUGUCCAAAAGAAAUUCUUUCAGAGUUAUAUGCAUUUAUUAGAAAAUUAUUUCCAGAAAUGGAAAACACAUUCCACUCAUAUUAUACAAAAAAUUAUUCUAGUAAAGAAAGAGAUAUGGUAUGGAAAAAUCUUAUUAAGAAAUAUCAAUUUAUUUUAGUACCAUUGAUUUAUAUUAUUAAUAGUCAUAAAGAAAGUCAAAGUCAGGAAUCUAUUACUGAUAACCGUUCUUUAAACCAUGCAAUAAAAUUAUAUCAAGAAGCACAAUUAAUUCGAGAUUGGCCUAAUCCUUUAGAAAUUAAUUUCCUGCAAAUAAAAGAACCAAACAACUAUGCAACUAUUCCAUAUAAAAUAUAUGAUUUAGAAAUACCUCAUGCUUUACUUGAUACGGGUUCUGAUGGAUCUCAUCUUUCUGAUAAUAUUGCAGAUUAUAUUGAAAAAUAUUUUGGUUUAAAAAUGGAUAGAAAAAAGGCUUAUAGGCUUUCAGGAGCCGUUGGAGAAAAACAAUCUAUAGGGACAUUUCAUGAUAUUCCAAUAACUAUAGGUAUAGGAAAUGAUACUGUAAAUAUUUCAGAUGAAUUUUCAGUUCUUCCAACGGAAAAAGAUCAUAAUGGUAAAGAUAUAUCAUUAUUUAUUCUUGGUACCAGAUGGCAACAUCGUGCUGGAUGGGAACCUAUUGUAAAAGGCGAAUUUAAAGCUUCUUGCAAUGGAAAAACCAUUACUAUUCCACUUUCCGUUCAUAAACCUCAGCAAAAUGUUUUUAGCAAAGCCAGCAUCAAUAAUGUAGAAAAAAAAAAAAUUAAUUGA